Messenger RNA from Papaver somniferum (opium poppy), 834 nucleotides. Its product is annotated as F-box protein At3g07870-like. NCBI's taxonomy places the organism in Eukaryota, Viridiplantae, Streptophyta, Magnoliopsida, Ranunculales, Papaveraceae. The transcript is spliced from 3 exons. The record is from RefSeq and is a predicted model, not a curated record. Bases 1 to 834 code for a protein of 277 amino acids.
AUGUCAGGCCUUCCGGAGGAGCUUUAUCUUGAAAUAUCAACGUUUGCAUAUUAUCACCCGCUCUACUCCGUAAGUUAUGAUUCAUUAUCGUCAACUUUGAUGAACGGUUUUGAUGCGGAUGUUGUUGAAAUCGACUUCCCUUUCAAGUCUUUAAAGUAUGAUAACCAGUUGUUGUGUUCUUGUAAUGGUCUCCUCCUUUUUUGGAGCGAAGAGUACUACCACUUUUACUUAUGGAAUCCGGUCACUGAGAAAUGUAAGGGGAUACCCGAAUCACAUAAUUGUUACAUAUUUGCUUUUGGUUAUGAUUGCAAGACUAGGAAUUGCAAGUUGGUAAAUGUGGUAGAUUUUGAGGAUACAAAUGUUAAAGACGUCGGGGGAGAAGCAGGUGAAAUGCAGCAAGGCCAAGACGUGAUAAUCUCUUUGGAUAUAAGUGACGAAAGAUUCGAGCAUAUUCAAGUACCAAACAUAGCCUUGGAGAAUGAAGCUUUAGCGAACGAACGCGAUCUUUAUAAGAAUGUGGGAGUGUUGGAAAGGUGCCUUAGUCUAUUUGUUAAUGUUGAUGGAAUAUGUGAAUUAUGGGUCAUGCAAGAUUAUGGAGUACACGAAUCUUGGACAAAACGUUAUAUCAUUAACUUUGAUAACAUUACUACUGGUGCUUGCGAAUAUGUCAGAGUUAUGCGAACCUUUAAAGAUGGUGAAAUUCUACUCAAGCUUGAUGAAAUAGAUGUUCUAGUUGUAUAUGACCCAAAGCAAGGAAGUGCUAGAAAAAAAAAAGUUUGUGGCCUAGAGUUGAGGGAAGCAAUAAAUUAUUUUGAGAGCUUAGUUUCGCGUUAA